AUGGCGACGUGUAGAGCCGAGUACGAACAGUUUCUUUUGGUAAUGCUGGUUGAAGAUUGUUUAGAAGAAGAAGGCGUAAUAAUGCUUUAUGAUACAAGCAUCUUAAACAGCCCUUAUAUUCCCUACAAGCAUUAUCCCAAGUUCAAUUUAGACAAUCUAACUGCAGAUGAAUGUUUGGUGAGAUUUCGAUUUGAGAAAGAUGAUAUUUUCAGAUUAGCAGAUGCCAUGCAAAUUCCUGAGAAGAUAGUUUGUCCUAACCGAACUGUAGCGUCAAAGAUUGAAGGUUUAUGUAUCAUGCUGCAAAGGUUUGCCUACCCAAACAGUUACUGUGAAAUGGUUUCUUGUUUUGGAAGGUCAGUUUCCGAACUCUGCUAUAUUUUCAACGAAAUGGUAGACAUUACAAGUCUUCGUCAUGGUCAUCUACUUCAGUCGUUUGAUCAAGAGUGGUUACAGCCAAACAACCUCAAGAAAUAUGCUGAUGCUGUAUACGAAAAUGGAGGAGCACUAGAGAAUUGCUGGGGAUUUGUGGAUGGAACAGUCCGCCCAAUAUGCCGCCCAACUAAGAAUCAAAAAGUUGCAUACAACAGGCACAAAAAGGUCCAUGCAAUCAAGUUCCAGAGUGUGGUGGCUGCCAAUGGACUGAUUGCUAACCUUUUUGGCCCUGUAGGUAUGUAUUAUUAUUUUUUAAUGUUUUCCUUGAACGACUUCCCUUCCCAUACACUACACUACAAGACAUGAGUCUGUGAAAGAGGCUCACUUCUACAUCCCCCCUUCCCAAAUGUAUUUCUCAGCAAGUUUGAACAUUUCUGGAGAAAAGGUGGGUCUUUUGCAUUUUCACUAAAUAUUUUCCCUCUAAUUUGAUAGAAGGCAAAAGACAUGAUGCCAGGAUGCUGACAAUGUCUGGAUUGCUUACCCAAUUGGAGCAACACUCGCAUGCACCAGAUGGAUCACCACUGUGUAUAUAUGGUGACCCAGCAUACCCUCUAAGGGUUCACUUGCAAUCACCAUACAAGAACAACAACCAAACAGAUGCUCAAAAAGCAUUCAAUACAUCAAUGACCCGUGUAAGAGUGUCAGUGGAAUGGAUCUUUGGUGAUAUAAUUGGGCAUUGGAAAUUUCUUGAUUUCAAAAAGGAUUUGAAACUUGGGUUGAGUGCUGUAGGUAAACAGUAUGCAGUUGCUGCUUUGUUGAGAAAUGCUUUGACAUGUCUCUAUGGCUCAACAACUACCAAUUACUUUUAUUUGGAAGCCCCGACCAUUGAGCAAUACUUUCAAACUUGA
Paramuricea clavata is the source of this 1280-nucleotide messenger RNA. Lineage: Eukaryota; Metazoa; Cnidaria; Anthozoa; Malacalcyonacea; Plexauridae. The record is from the annotation of a GenBank genome assembly.